UGUUUACUACGUUUCUUCAAUCCAAACAUUCCAAAUUUGUUUCCUCUUGAAAGUAUUGGGUAAAGUACUGCUCAGAAAAGUAGUGGAGCGUUUUAACGGACCCAAGUAUAAGUGUGUUCUACCUCAUAGAACAUUGGACAAGAACCUCGGAGUCAUUCUUUCCUCAUGUGAGGCUUCUAACAAAGGGAUCACCUCAUACCGAGUUCAGCUUUAUAAGGACACCAUGGAAGUCCUUCCGAAUUAUCGUGGAGUGUUCUCUCUCUGUAUCUAAAUUAAACAUUUUUUGAGAAAUCAAUAAAAAAUGUUUUUUACGUGGGAAGAGAUUGUUGUUUGGGUAGGAGUAACAUUGUUCGAAGCAUGGAUUCAUACUGUUUGCAUGACUGUCUUUUUACUUUUCAUGACACUGAAGUUGGAUGGUAUACUGGUCAGAUCUUGGUGGGUGAUAUUUUCUCCACUUUUCGUCGGUAAUGCUUUGAGUGCCUAUUUCUGUGUGAUAGGGUUCAUAAGAAUGUAUCUUGAAGGGCUACGAAAGCAUGCUGUUAUCAGAACACUCUGGAGUUUGUCAUUUAUUCUCCUUAUGACAAUAUUUGAGAUUUUACUUAUCAGGAAGUUGAUGGGGCACAACAAUCUAGAAUAUUCUGAAAUAUUGUCACCCGUGUUCAUACUUCUGCAGCUGAUUACAGCAAGGACGUGUCGUCUGUAUGGAUCUUGACUAUAUCUUUUAUGUCUCUCAUUUGUUUCAUUUCUUCUUGUCCUUUUAAUUCCAAUCUUGAUUGUUAGACUUGAUGCCAUCAUAAGUAGAUGACAGUAAAUCUGUAUGUGAGAGAGAAGUUAAGAGAAGACUGAUUUUAAGUUAUUUUUGACUUGUUUUCAUCUGUGAUUUUUUUGGCUGUUUUAUUUUUAUUAUGUUAUUUUUGUAUUUUAGUUUGAGACUUCUUAAAAUACAUAUUCAGGUUCAUGUUCUGUUCAUUUUUCCAAAGAGCUUAUCUGUUUUAUCUUCCAAUCAUUGUUUUUUACAGUUUGUAUCUACCUUUGUAAUAUACUCCACAAUAUCAAUAGGUACAUUUUCCCCCCAAAUGUAACAGUGUAGCAUUGUGUACAAUCAAAAUAAUUUAUAAGGUAGAAUUUGCCUGUCUGUCAGUCUUAUGAUACUAUGUAAUUUUCUGAAAUUAGGGCUCAUCUGGUGUUCUUAAUAAAAUGUUUUAUACAGAUACUUACUA
Messenger RNA from Thrips palmi, 1220 nucleotides. Its product is annotated as transmembrane protein 203. The transcript has 2 exons. NCBI's taxonomy places the organism in Eukaryota, Metazoa, Arthropoda, Insecta, Thysanoptera, Thripidae. Gene Ontology annotation, biological process: intracellular calcium ion homeostasis. Gene Ontology annotation, cellular component: endoplasmic reticulum. The coding region runs from base 302 to 712 and encodes 136 amino acids. The record is from RefSeq and is a predicted model, not a curated record.